This is a messenger RNA of Brassica napus (rape), 713 nucleotides long. RefSeq names its product non-specific lipid-transfer protein 2-like. Bases 186 to 482 code for a protein of 98 amino acids. The transcript has a single exon. The record is from RefSeq and is a predicted model, not a curated record. Lineage: Eukaryota; Viridiplantae; Streptophyta; Magnoliopsida; Brassicales; Brassicaceae. Gene Ontology annotation, biological process: lipid transport.
CUUAGACAGAGAUUGAGUUAUAAAUCUUGAGAUCUCUGUGUAAUCAUGAACUCUCGUUUGAGUAACGUGACUCGCACAAAGCCAUCUCCUAUAUUUAUUGAACGAGAGAGAGACCCACUCUACACUCCAAACCAGAAUUCUUCUUCUUAUUCUCUCUCUUAUAGAACUCCAACUUAGAGGAGACAAUGAAGUUUUCUUGCUCAAAACCAGUGUUGUUCACUUGUGCAAUCCUUCUCUUGCUCAUUGUUGCUCAAGAAAACAGAGUUGUUGCAGGACAGUCAUGUGACCCUAUGCAGCUUAUCCCAUGCGAGGAGGCCAUACUGAAAGGCUCUAAGCCGUCGGAUACAUGUUGCACCAGGCUGAACCAGCAACAACACUGUGUCUGCCAGUACAUGAAGAACCCCAAUUUCAAAUCUUUCCUCGACUCACCAAAUGCUAAAAAAAUCGCCACUGAUUGUCAUUGUCCUAAACCCAAGUGCUAGUCUAUCUUCAUCUUCAGUCUUUUGUUUUCCAUGCUUUAUUGGAUUUGCUGUCGUUUUGUGUCAAGUUUGAUACCCAUAAUGUUUUAAUGGUUUUCUUCAUGGUUCCUACUUUGAUUAAUGAUUUUUCUGCAAGUGUUCGUCUUCAAAAAAUCUCGCUUUCUGUGACAUAAAUCUCAGAUUUACUAAUAAAUAUUUGGCUGAUAAUUCAAUUAAGAAAAGAUCUAUCAUCUA